This is a messenger RNA of Sorex fumeus (smoky shrew), 1298 nucleotides long. RefSeq names its product CD47 molecule (gene CD47). Gene Ontology annotation, biological process: positive regulation of inflammatory response; positive regulation of phagocytosis; positive regulation of cell-cell adhesion. Gene Ontology annotation, molecular function: thrombospondin receptor activity. Lineage: Eukaryota; Metazoa; Chordata; Mammalia; Eulipotyphla; Soricidae. Gene Ontology annotation, cellular component: plasma membrane; extracellular exosome. The transcript has 11 exons. Bases 106 to 1071 code for a protein of 321 amino acids. The record is from RefSeq and is a predicted model, not a curated record.
GGUGGCGGCGGCGGCGGCGGCGGUGGCGUCCGAGGCUGCCGGCUGCUGAAGGCUGCUCCAGACACCUGCGGCGGCGGCGGUGGCGACCCCGCGGCGGGCGCGGAGAUGUGGCCCCUGCUGGCGGCGCUGUUGUUGGGUUCGGCGUGCUGCGGUUCAGCUCAGCUGAUAUUUAAUACAACAAAAUCAAUAGAGUACACCAUUUGUAAUGAAACUGUUGUCAUUCCAUGCAUUGUUACUAAUUUGGAGCCAAAGGACAUUGUUGAGAUAUAUGUAAAGUGGAAAUAUAAAGGAAAACCCGUUUUGAGUUUUGAUGGAUCUAACCAGAAGACCCUUACCUCCAGUGGAUUUCGUAGUGCAAAAAUCUCACAAUCAGAUCUGCUGACAGGGAUUGCCUCUUUGACGUUGGAUAGAAGAGAGGCCGUUGUGGGAAACUACUCUUGUGAAGUAACAGAAUUAGCCAGAGAAGGUGAAACCACCAUAGAACUCAAGUAUCGUGUUGUGUCAUGGUUUUCUCCAAAUGAAAAUAUUGUAAUUGUGAUUUUCCCGAUUUUGGCCAUACUUCUAUCCUGGGGACAAUUUGGUAUUGUGACACUUAAGUAUAAAUCCAGUCAUCCAAGGGAGAAAACCAUUCUUUUAUUUGUUGCUGGACUAGCUCUCACUAUAAUUGUCGUCGUUGGAGCCAUUCUUUUCGUCCCAGGUGAAUAUUCAACAAAAAAUGCUUCUGGACUUGGUUUAAUUGUAAUUCCUGCAGUGAUACUAAUAUUACUUCAGUACUGUGUUUUAAUGUUAGCUAUUGGGAUAACCUCCUUUACCAUUGCCAUAUUGAUCCUUCAGAUGCUGGGCUAUGUGCUCGCUUUGGUUGGACUAAGCCUCUGCGUCUCAGAGUGCACCCCAGUGCAUGGCCCGCUUCUGAUUACAGGUUUGGGUAUUAUAGCUCUAGCAGAAUUACUUGGAUUAGUAUAUAUGAAAUUUGUUGCUUCCAAUCAGAAAACUAUACAACCUCCUAGGAAAGCUGUAGAGGAACCCCUUAAUGCAUUUAAAGAGCCAAAAGGAAUGAUGAAUGAAGAGUAACUGAAGUGAUGGACUCUUCGGAGAUCAGUAAGAUGUGAAAGCACUCGUUGUAUUUAAGCACCAUGGCCUUGAUUCACUGUUCAAGAGAAGACAAGAAAAACAAUGGUUUUUAUUUGUGUGGGAGAAAUAAAUCAGUGACCUUUAAAUGAUUGUUACGGUUAAGUUUUUUAUUCAAAGUAUCUGUAAUUUAGUUAAUAAAAGAACUAUGAUCCGUAGUGUGUACCCAA